Molecule: messenger RNA, 4384 nt
Organism: Eublepharis macularius
Lineage: Eukaryota; Metazoa; Chordata; Lepidosauria; Squamata; Eublepharidae
Product: glycine N-acyltransferase-like protein 3
Exons: 7
Coding region: 3402-4259 (285 amino acids)
Cellular component (GO): mitochondrion
Molecular function (GO): glycine N-acyltransferase activity
Source: RefSeq, a predicted model, not a curated record
UAACCUUGCGAGAAAAAUCUAGUGUUCUCCAUGUGAAGAAAGUCACUUGUAGUCACACUCUAACUCUCACACAUCACUUCCGGGUCAGCAGAAGGUCUGCAGAGAGCCCAUCCCCCUUCCGUUGCCUAGGAAACUGAUUGAUUGGCGCCAGGCUGCUUGCAGUGAUGAACUGAAAAAUGAACCAAAUGAACUGGGCUAAAAUUCAUUGUGGUUCGUGAGAAAUGAGCUCCCAUGAACUGCUGGUUCGUGAACCAUGAACCGGCCCAGUUCGUGACAAACUUUGGUUCGUAAUUUGGUUCGUGCCCGCCUCUAGUCUAAACAAUAAACUAUUACCUCAGGAUGCUAGGGUGCUUUACACACAGCCUUUAUUUUAGUGCAGGAUGAAAAGAUCAAGUUCAAAGGGGAAAUAAUAGGUCCUAAACUAGGAGAAAUUAUUGGCUGAUCUCUCUCACUUGGUUGCCAGGCUAUUGUAACAAAUGGCUAAGGUGUGACUUUUGAAUGUCGAUUCUCUCCCCCACCCUCAAUUCUGGGAUGGUGAUCUGCUGUAAUAGAAUUUGUGGCUCAUUUGAAAACUCUAAGUAGGACAGGACUGUUUCUUUCCACAACAUGUGGGCCACAUGAAUAAUGCAUUCAAUAAUAAGGAUUAUAUGGAUAUGACAAGCACAGUUCUGAACACAGUUAUUGUAUGGAGGCUAUGGUUACCUCCCUAAUGACAUGAUGAUUUGGAAACUAAAGAGCGACAUCCAGUUGCAUGUUGGCUCACUACAGUAAAGACACAGUUGUACACAAGACCAGGGGUCAUUUCCUAGAAAAAGAACUGCAGGGACUCAUUAGCAUAUCUCAUUAGCAUACGCUAUACCCCCUGACAUCACCUGAAGCGUGUCAGAAGGCACCAUCCACCCCUUAGGCCCCUUUCCCCCCAAAUCUCCAGGUAUUUCCUUAAAGUGGAAUGAACUCAAAGCAGCUUACCCUCCUCUGGAGAGCCAGCCCUGCCUGCUUGCUUGCUUGCUUGCUUGCUUGCUUGCACGCACUCACUCACUCUCACAAGUCACAAAUGAAAAUAAAGCAGGACAAUGAAUUCUAAGCAGCUUACGUUUCUUUGGAGCCCAGCCCCACCCAGCUUGCACUCACGCAUGCACUCACUCACUUUCUCUCUCCCUCUUUCCCACAAGUCACAAAUGAAAAUAAAGCAAGGAGCAGAGCAGAAUGAAUUCAAAGCAGCUUACGUUCCUUUGGAGCCCAGCCCCCACCCAGCUUGCACUCACUCACUCAUUUUCUCUCUCCCUCCCCCUCCAUCCCACGAGUCACAAAUGAAAAUAAAGCAAGGAGCAGAGCAGAAUGAAUUCAAAGCAGCUUACGUUCCUUUGGAGCCCAGCCCCACCUGGCUUGCACUCACUCACUCAUUUUCUCUCUCUCUCUCCCAUGAGACACAAAUGAAAAUAAAGCAACAGAGCCUGCUGCUAAAGACGAGGGCAGCCAGGAGGAACAGGAAUCACGUGAGCAGGGCCAAAGCCCACGUGACCUCUUUUCAGAGCAACCAGAAUGCCAUUCCAGCACAUUCUACCUCCAAAUGAGCCCUGCACAAGACCCUGUUUUGUCCAUGAGAAUAGAUAUGUUUCCUCUAACUCCAGACUACCAAAACUGAUGUCUACUGAACAUGCCCACUGCUAUAUAUUUGUACAACAUCAGUAUAGCAUAUGCCAGAAAGAUGAUGGAAACAUUUGCAACACUGAAGGAAACUGGAACUGUCUGGGGUCUGAGGCUCAGCCCCCAAACUUACCAGGAGGAGGGGACAGGAGACAGCUGGGAGACAGCCACCCAGCCACCCCAACAGUCACCCAGGUCCUGAACAGGCCGGUAGCAGAGAGGGGGAAAGAAGCACCCAAGCCACAGAGGGUCAGAUGGGGCAGGUGGAAGCCAGCUAGCCCCACCCUCUGGUAGAGGCUAAGAGCUCAGGCAGGGACAGUGAGGACAGCCAGGAGGGGACCAGACCAGAGGGAGAAGGCAUAGGAGACAGGGACAGCCAGCUAUCAGACAGCAACCUCACUGGCAGGGGAAGAAAGGCAGCAGAGGCAGCACAGGGCCAUGCCCCAACCUGCAAGCAGGGUGGAAGGGAGUAGCAAGGACCAGGUGAGGCUGGGAGUAAGGCAGCCUCAGGUGGGACUGUCUGAGGCAAUCAGCAAAGAGAGCCCGGCAGCCAGCAAAGGAGGCACAGGUGUGGCUGGCCAGAGCAGCCAGCAGAGCAAUACCAGGUGUGGCUGCCUAGGACAGCCUGGGCCGUGGCUAGAAUGCUGGGGGGCGUGGCUGGCAGGCGGAGCCAGGAAUGGGUGAAGGGAUAUAAGGGAAGCCCACCCAGAGGAUGGGGUGGGUUGUGAAGGAGUGGUGAUAGAGAGGUGAAGAGUAGUGAAGGAGUGGAGAGUCUAGAGUCUAGGAGAGUCUGAGGGAGGAGAAGAGGAUGAGGGUUGGAAGCAAGAAGCAGAGGCGGAAGGGAGCUUCACAGGUUGAGCAGGCCUGCAUGUGGUAGAGAGGGAGCAAGGGUGAUGUAUACCUCCCCUCCUUCCACAGAGCUGGAACCUGUGUUGUCCCUGUCCUCGCCUGGGAGCUGGAGUUCAGGCUCACAGGCGCUCUGUGCAGCCACGCUCAUGCUGAAGCCUGAUAGGAAUUGAAACCAGUUUGUGGCUUCAUCACAUGUGCAACCUUGGCUUGUGGAACUGCACACAGUGCUAUACUCUCUUGUAUGCCUCUCUGUUUUUCCAACAGUUACAGUGACAGCAUUUGAGCCACAGUGAUGGGUGUAAAAAAACCCUUUAUUUGAAAGAAACAGGAAAAGAAAAAGGAUGCUGCUAGCAGGCAGUUAAAGAAACAGAUGGGAUGCCUGAGAGCUGAAAUGUGAAGCUAUGAGCCAAGCACUUUGGAUUUGUGGUUCCUGAAGUUUUUAAUGAUAGCAAACUCUAGAAAUAACUGUAGCAAAAAAGGACAAUUUACUGGCCAAGCUGGCAUUAGCAGGGGCUAAUGAUUGCAGCCAUCAAAGUAGUAUGUGGAUAAAAGCCUACUCCCGAUGGGCUUCAGUGGACACUCUUACCUCAUCAGAUUCCUUCUCCCUUAAGCAACAUCUCCAAGUGGAACUGAGUUAAUGGUUACAAUAGAAGCUGAAGUGGUGGAUGAUGAAGAAGCAUGUCUGUGGGAGCAUAUUAAGGAGGGGAGUUUUGGGAAGCCAAAGUCAGUUUUUUAGAUAGAACUAGUUGUCCCUGAAGGAUUCUCAGCGAAGCUGGCAUCAGAUAUCCAUACAGCACAUUAAUAAAAGUCUGCUGCCUUCUACUCUGAAGUAGAUCUUCCCUCCAGCUCCUUAGGUGCUUGCCACCAUUACUGAUUCCUGCCUGGCCGCCCCUGUUUGGCCAGCCAUGCUGAUCCUGACCUGUCCUUUCAAACUGCAGCUGCUAGAGGGGGUGCUGCGAAGGAGCCUGCCUCAGGCACUUCCGGUCUGUGGUGUAGUGAUGCACAUCAACCGUGGAAAUCCAGUUCAGCAUGAAGUGGUGGUAGACUCUUGGCCAGAAUUUAAGGCUGUUCUUACCCGCCCAUGUAAGGAGGCAGUGAAAGACAAGUGGGACUUCUAUGCCAACUUAUAUGCCACUUUCUAUAGAGAUGCAGAUGCUUGUCAAGCAAUGCUGGAAGAUCCAGAAGCUAUUAACUGGAGCAAUGCCUUUCAGCUGCAAGGCAUCCAAGAUGGAAUGUAUGAAGCGGCCAGAAAUAUUGCAGAGUCAAGACAUGUCAAUCUGAAGCCGUACCUCUACCAGACGUGUAUACAUCCAGGACCACUUUCCUCCGGUCAGAGUUGGCUGAAAAGUGACUUCUUCCAGUUUGGCACCCUCAACCCAUCUCAUGCAACUAUACUCAAUGAAGUCUGGGAUUUUGGAGGCAACAGUCGAAGUUUGCGGUAUCUAGACUGCCUGAUCCGUGCCUUCCCUAGUGCUUGCCUCAUGGACAAAGAAGGGCAGCUGGCCUCCUGGUGCCUUAGUGAUCCAUUUGCUUGUCUGGCACAUGGCUAUACUUUCCCUCAGUACCGGGGACAGGGCUGUAUAGGAGCUGUGCUACAGGCAACAUCUAGAAAACUCCAUGCUAGUGGGUUCCCACUCUACUGUGGUGUCCUGCCAGAGAACCAGCCUUCCAAGCAGUCACUGAAGCAUCAGGACUUCCAUAUUCUCCCUGAGACAUAUUACAUGCUUAUUUUAACACCAACUCUUCUUGACCCCAAAGAAUAGGAGACAGCUUUCACUUCCAGAACCAGGGCUCCUUAGGCAGGGUAAAGAAUUUUAGGCAUGCCAGGUAAGAUUUGCAGCCAGAUUCAAAGACAUAUUCUGGAGAUCAUUAAACUGGUAAGAACAUU